GGGAUCUGGGGGCGAUCCCGGGGAUUUGGGGGCGAUCCCCGGGGCGGUGCCGGCGAUCGAGGGGCCGGUCCCGAAGGAGCCCCGGGGCAGCCCCUCGGUGCGGGGUCGGGGCCGGAGCCGCGGGCGGUGCCGGGGGCGGUCCCGGGGCGGAGCCGAUCCCGAUCCCGAUCCCGGUGCCGGGGCAGCGGCGGAGCCGGGGCAUGGCGGGCCUGGGCUCCCUGGAACCGGGCACCGGCCCCGGCCCCGUCCCGGCCACCCGCGUGGAGAUCACCGUGUCCUGCAGACAGCUCCUAGACCGGGACACCUUCUCCAAGUCGGACCCCCUGUGUGUGCUGUACACGCAGCGCCCGGGCAGCCACCAAUGGCGGGAGUUUGGCCGGACCGAGGUCAUCGACAAUUCCCUGAAUCCCGAUUUCCUGCGGAAGUUCGUGCUGGAUUUCUGCUUCGAGGAGCGGCAGAACCUGCGCUUCGACCUGUACGACGUGGACUCCAAGAGCCCCGACCUCUCCAAGCACGAUUUCCUGGGCCAGGCCUUCUGCACCCUGGGCGAGAUCGUGGGCGCUGCCGGCGGCCGCCUGGAGAGACCCCUCAUGAUGGGCACGACCACCCCCCACUCCCGGGGUAGAAAACCCACUCCUGCCUCUGCCAGCGGCGGAAUUCCCGGCAGGAAAUGCGGGACCAUCAUCCUCGUGGCCGAAGAGUUGGGAAACUGCCGGGACGUGGCCACGCUCCAGUUUUGUGCCAACAAGUUGGACAAGAAGGAUUUCUUUGGAAAAUCCGACCCCUUCCUGGUGUUCUACCGGAGCAACGAGGACGGGACGUUCACGCUGUGCCACCGCACCGAGGUUGUUCGGAGCUCCCUCAAUCCCGUGUGGGCGGCGUUCGCCAUCCCCGUGCGGGCCCUGUGCGGGGGGGACCCGGAACGGGCCAUCAAGGUGGAGGUGUACGACUGGGACCGGGACGGCAGCCACGACUUCAUCGGGGAGUUCCGCACGAGCCUGCGGGAGCUGGCGCGGGGCCGGAGCCCCCCCAACAUCUACGAGGUCGUGAACCCCCGCAAGAAGCUGAAGAAGAAAAAAUACCUGAACUCGGGCACGGUGACACUGCUGUCCUUCGCCGUGGAGGCCGAGCCCACCUUCCUCGACUACAUCAGGGGCGGGACGCAGCUGAACUUCACGGUGGCCAUCGACUUCACGGCGUCCAACGGGAACCCCUCUCAGCCCACGUCGCUGCACUACCUGAGCCCCUUCCAGCCCAACGCGUACUCGCUGGCCCUGCGCGCCGUCGGGGACAUCCUGCAGGACUACGACAGCGACAAACUCGUCCCCGCCCUCGGCUUCGGUGCCAAGGUCCCCCCGGACGGGCGCGUGUCCCACGAGUUCCCGCUGAACGGGGACGCCGCCAACCCGGCGUGCCAGGGCAUUUCGGGGGUGCUGGAGGCGUACCAGCGCAGCCUGCGCCGGGUGCAGCUCUACGGCCCCACCAACUUCGCCCCCGUCGUCAACCACGUCGCCCGGGCGGCGGCGGCGGUGCUGGACGGGUCUCAGUACUUCGUCCUCCUCAUCAUCACCGACGGCGUCAUCUCCGACAUGGCCCAGACCAAGGAGGCCAUCGUGAAUGCUGCCAAGCUGCCCAUGUCCAUCAUCAUCGUGGGGGUCGGCCAGGCUGAGUUCGACGCCAUGGUGGAGCUGGACGGGGAUGACAUCAGGAUCUCGUCCCGCGGGAAGGUGGCCGAGAGGGACAUCGUGCAGUUCGUGCCGUUCCGGGACUUCAUGUCGGGGGGUCCCGGCGCGGGGCUGAGCAUGGCGGGGCUGGCGCGGGAGGUCCUGGCCGAGAUCCCGGACCAGCUCCUGUCCUACAUGAAGGCGCGGGGCAUCAAACCCCCCCCGGGCCCCCCCCCGACCCACCCCAGGUCCCCCCCGAGACCCCCCCGCCCUGACCGGCCCCGCCCACCAUCCCCCGUGCACCCCCCCCGGGACUCUCUGUCCAGGCAGAGCCGGGACCAUCCUGCCCCCCCCCCAGCCCCCAAAUAGGGCCCCAACACCCCCCGGCCCCCCCGAAAUCCCCUCCGGACCCUCGAGACCCCCCCGCCCUCCCCAAACCCCCAUCCCCCCACCCACCCUGGGACCCUCUGCCCAGGUCGACCUGGGACUGGGGGGGUCCGUGUCCCCCCCCCCGCAACCUGGAGGGUCCCCCCAACCCAGGGGUCCCCCCCAACCCCUGUUCCCCCCCAUCCCCCAUAAACGACCCCUGGGGUUCCCGGGGAGGUUGGGAUGACCCCCCUCAAUAUCCAUUUGGGACCAAACCCCCUCCCCCAAAGGGGGUCCCAACGUCCCCCCCCGAGCCCCCCCGGUACCCCCUCCACCCUCACCGCGCCCCCCACAAACCCCUGUCCCCCCCACCCCACCCCGGGACCCCCCAGUCUGAGGGUGCCCCCCAACCCUUGUUUCCCCCCCCAUAAAUCACCUUCUGGGGGUCCCGGGGGGGUUGGGAUAGACUCCCCCCCACUAUCCAUUUGGGACCAUCCUGCCCCCUCCUCUCCCAAAAAGGGGGUCCCCAGCCCCCCCCCCGGGGUGCACAGACGCCCCCCCGCCCAGUGACCAACACCCCCCCCGGGUGCCCGUGCCCCCCCCGGGGGUCCCGCGGUGUCUUUGUGCCCCCCCGUGUCGUGUCCGUGGGUUUGUAUCGAGUUGCCUUAAACUGCAAUAAAUUAUCGUGGGUUCA
This is a messenger RNA of Pseudopipra pipra, 2724 nucleotides long. Its product is annotated as copine-5-like. NCBI's taxonomy places the organism in Eukaryota, Metazoa, Chordata, Aves, Passeriformes, Pipridae. Gene Ontology annotation, cellular component: plasma membrane. Gene Ontology annotation, molecular function: calcium-dependent phospholipid binding. The record is from RefSeq and is a predicted model, not a curated record. Gene Ontology annotation, biological process: cellular response to calcium ion.